ACAUUGUUUGUGUUUGAACGAAAGUCAUCACAGUAAAUGAACACAAAUCUCGUUUGAAAUAAAAUAAAACUUUUAAGAAAAAUGACUGGCGUUGAAGUAAACAGUGCAUCAUCACAGCACAAAGCUAUCGAACGUGCAUCGAAAAUCAAAAAUCCAAUCGAACCAUUUGCCGACCAGUUCUCAAAAUACACAAAAGAUGAUAUUGACCUGACGAUCUACUGUAAAUGGAAAGGCGACAUGGACGCAAAGACUCUGAAAUGGGCAAUGAAAUUAGCGGAACGAAAUGUGGCUCCAUUCUAUCGAACUUGUGGCAUUGGCUGGCAACCGAAAGAAAAGCAACGAGAUCUGAAUAAAAACUGGGCUCGAUAUUUGGUCGCUGUUGACAAGGCUAAGCAACCGGUGGCUUACACAAUGUUCAGAUUUGACAUGGACUACGGAUGCAGUGUGUUGUACUGCUACGAACUUCAAAUCGAAAAGGAGUAUCAGCGCAAAGGAUUGGGAAAGUUUUUCAUCGAUGCCCUCGAACGAAUGGCGAAACAGUACGGUAUGGAAAAGCUCAUACUGACAGUGCUGUCCAACAACGAAGAUGGAAUUAAAUUUUUCAAUAGCAUGGGAUUUACCACCGACGACACAUCGCCGGACGCACCGACUGAUUAUUCAAUUUUAAGUAAAUCUAUGGACUCGUUACAACUUCAAGCACUUUAAUAAAUUCGAUUGCAUUUUGUGACGUUCAUCUUAA
Messenger RNA from Bradysia coprophila, 739 nucleotides. It is a transcript of the gene Naa40, whose product is annotated as N-alpha-acetyltransferase 40. NCBI's taxonomy places the organism in Eukaryota, Metazoa, Arthropoda, Insecta, Diptera, Sciaridae. Gene Ontology annotation, molecular function: protein N-terminal-serine acetyltransferase activity; histone H2A acetyltransferase activity; histone H4 acetyltransferase activity. Gene Ontology annotation, cellular component: nucleus. The record is from RefSeq and is a predicted model, not a curated record.